ACGACAUCGGCUGUUUGUGGCUUCUACAAACGCACAUUUUUAUAUAAUCACACAUUGAGCCGAGCAGAAGAGGACGUCGCCACAGACAGAUGUCUAUGUAGAGAGACAGGAAAGUGAAGAAAGAAAGACAGGAAAAGACUUUCCAGAAUGACGUCCUUUGUCACAGAGAAAGAUCCAUCUGCCCCCCUGUGUGGACGCGCUCUCCCCCACCAGGAGCUUCCUUCUCUGGGCCUUGAUCCGUCUGAUUUCAGCCUGUACAGCCCUCCUGCUCCUCCUGAGACAAGCAUGUCUGUAUCAACGUGGCUCCCAACUUCUAACAACCACAGCGACCCUUACCUCUGCUUCAAAGGCCCAGAGCCAGGCCCCAUCUCUGGGGCCACAGGACUUCCUCCAGGCUUCUUCCCUUAUCUCUACAGCCUCCAGAGGCCCCUGUUUCCCAGCAGCCCCUGGUUCUCCUUGUCCACCCCAGAAGACAUGCUGCGCCUGGUCCGCCCGCCGUACUCCUACUCUGCCCUCAUCGCCAUGGCAAUACAGAGCGCACCUGAGCAGCGGCUGACACUCAGUCAAAUCUACCAGUACGUCUCAGACAACUUCCCCUUCUAUAGCCACAACAAGGCCGGCUGGCAGAACUCCAUCCGCCACAACCUGUCGCUCAACGACUGUUUCCGGAAGGUUCCCCGCAACGAGAGUGACCCAGGUAAAGGAAACUACUGGAUUCUGGACCCAAACUGUGAGAAGAUGUUCGACAACGGAAACUUUUGCCGCAAGAGGAAGAGGAAGAGUAAGAAAGAUAACGUGACCACUGGAAGGAAAACUUCCUCCUCCUCAUCCUCGGACUCCGGCUUGUCAGAGCCCAGCCCUAAAAUUCCCAGCAUACACUGCAGUGGCGGCAGCAGCGGUGGCGGCAGCAGCGGUGGCGGCAGCAGCGGUGGCGGCAGCAGCGGUGGCGGCAGCAGCGGUGGCGGCAGCACUGAACUCCCUGCACUCUCAGACACUCCCCCCGGCCUCAGCAGCUUCCUGUGUCCUCUCCAGGAUUCCCUUCUCCCUCCUCUGCCUCCUCUCCCUCCUCUCCCUCCUCUUCCUUCUCAGGUCAGCUCCCCUGAGCUGUACAUGCAGGUACCGGACCAUGCUUCACCCCCUCCUCCUUCUCAGGGAUAUGCCUCUUCUUACUCGCCCGGCGCCGUGGUGCCGCAGUGGGACGCCUGCAGCUCCUCUCCUCCCCUCUACUCCUCCCUUCAUCACUCCUUACCUCCUCCUUCUCCCCUCCCGUCUUCCCAGUUGAGUCCCCCACACUUCUCCUACCUCGCCGACCCCCAGGCCGGGUCGCCGCCUCUCUACGUCGACCUGCAGACGGCGUCUUGUCUUCUGACGGACUUCCAGGAGGCCCAGCAGCUGCUGCAGCUUCAGUGUGGGUCUCUCUCCUCUGGGGGCUUCGCUGAUAAUCUGCCCCUCGACUCUCUUGUUCUCCAGCAAUGACACAAACUGAUAGUGAUACUUCCAGAGAACGUCUUGUGUUUACACUGAGAACUGAUGUGAAUUUGAUGUUGAAUUUUAAACUUUGUAAAGUAUUUUUUUAAAUGUGUAAAAUGUCUCCAGGUGGAUGUUUGACUGAAUUCAAACCAGCCAGAAUGCACUAUGCUAGCUGUAAAAAGUUUGGGAAUGUUUGUAUUUAUCAUUUUUUUGGUGGGUGAAUGUUUUUUAUAGUGUGAAUAUCAGUUUGUGUUUGUAAUAAAAACAAAACAAAAAAAACAACGAAAAUGCAACGAUUUUGAAUGGUCUGGAUGAAAAGUUUAGUUUAUUUAGUAACAAAACGAAAUAUAAACCAAUCACUAAGACAUCAUCGUCAGAUAUUAUUUAUUAAAAGUAAAAAGACAACAUA
Molecule: messenger RNA, 1879 nt
Organism: Sander lucioperca (pikeperch)
Lineage: Eukaryota; Metazoa; Chordata; Actinopteri; Perciformes; Percidae
Gene: foxi3a
Product: forkhead box I3a
Exons: 2
Coding region: 148-1476 (442 amino acids)
Biological process (GO): anatomical structure morphogenesis; cell differentiation; regulation of transcription by RNA polymerase II
Molecular function (GO): DNA-binding transcription factor activity, RNA polymerase II-specific; RNA polymerase II cis-regulatory region sequence-specific DNA binding
Source: RefSeq, a predicted model, not a curated record